Mercenaria mercenaria is the source of this 695-nucleotide messenger RNA. RefSeq names its product interferon-induced protein 44-like. Gene Ontology annotation, molecular function: GTP binding. The transcript has 5 exons. NCBI's taxonomy places the organism in Eukaryota, Metazoa, Mollusca, Bivalvia, Venerida, Veneridae. The annotation marks the transcript as partial. The record is from RefSeq and is a predicted model, not a curated record.
AGUCAGCGGAUGUUUAAUUAAAGUGAAAUGGGUAAUGGAAACUCAAAGAAAGCUACAAAAGAAUUAAAAGAACAAUUAUCAGAGCAAGCUGAAGCAGCUGAACACUUUCAAAAACUAUUAUUGGAUGUUGAAAAGGAAUUAAAAGAGCAAAAACGAAAAGAUAAACUCGAGCCGGAACCAAAAGCCGCUAAAACACCAUGGAGAGAAAUGGAAGAAGCAUUUUCCUGGGGCAAAGAGUACGAAGAGGAGUUAAAAAAUGCUUUUGGCAUAUAUAAGACAGAAGAUGCAGUAAAAUACCCCCGUAUAUUGUUGUUGGGCCAGAUACAUGCCGGAAAGUCAUCUUUCAUUAAUUCAGUGGCCACCAUUGAUAAAGGAAGAAUUGCACGAGUUGCAAGGGCUGGUGAAGACGAUAAAAGUGAAACAACAAAGCUGAAAAUAUAUAGACCACAGCGAAUACUCAAUAAAUUCAGGAUUCUGGAUACAAUGGGUAUAGAAGAAGACGAAGGGUUCAACGUAGAAGACAUUGAAGACCUGAUUGCAGGAAGCCUAAAAUCAAAUUACAAGUUUAAUACAAGAAGUAGGGGUGACGAUGCUGACCGAAAGAAGAACGUGACACAGAAGAAAAGAGUUCACUGCGUUGUCGUCGUCGCUGAUGCUAAUAACUUUAAACAAGAAGUACCUGUCAGUGAAAAUAU